ACCACGAAUUAAGGAUAAGCUCUCAGGCAACCUAGACAUAAGGAAACUUAAAGAUGAACCACAAUACAAAGAAGAAUAUGAAAAGGCAACGAGAGAUUUCAAUAAAGUGAUUAAAUGUUGGAUAUGCAAGAAAGGAUUCCAAGAUCCUAAUAAGGAAAAACUUGCAGAAGGAAAAUUGAUUAAAAUCAAUGGUGCAAAAGAUUACUGA
Messenger RNA from Entrophospora candida, 208 nucleotides. The record is from the annotation of a GenBank genome assembly. Lineage: Eukaryota; Fungi; Glomeromycota; Glomeromycetes; Entrophosporales; Entrophosporaceae.